AUGAUUCGGAUUAUCAUCUUAGUUCUAGUCCAUAUUAUUCUAGCCCAAACACCAGAACGUCAAUAUGUCAUUGAAGAGGAUUUUUAUCAAGGAUUUAAAGCGAGAGAAUUUUCUAUUUAUGAUCGAACUGGCAAGAAUCUUCAGUAUCGUCUUGAGUCGUAUAUAAGUUUUGGACAAUCAAUUGAACUCGUUGCCUACCCAUCAAAAAAAGCGGUCGGCAAAGCGUAUUCAUCGAAAAAAGGAGCAGUUUACCAAGGUACAUUGAAAAUACGUAAUUUAGAUACUAAAAAAUGGCUCAAAGGUACUAUCGUUCAGCAUUAUCAAAUAUUAGGUCAGCAUUGGACUAUCUCAUGGAAUGACUCUCGUCUGUCUAUGGAUACGGAGCCUGCUUCGCUCACAACUUCCUUUUAUGAUGGAAAUCAAAGCGAUCACACUUGUUUGGCAAAAUUUUACAUGCGCGUUCAAUCAUUGAUUUGGGUCAAUCAAUACGAUAUGCAUAUUUAUUCGAAUAUAAUUCCAGACAGUGUCUAUCUGCUUAGUUUGGCUAUUCGCGAUUACGCUAAUCAAUUACGACGAGUUGGUUAA
Molecule: messenger RNA, 585 nt
Organism: Rotaria socialis
Lineage: Eukaryota; Metazoa; Rotifera; Eurotatoria; Philodinida; Philodinidae
Source: the annotation of a GenBank genome assembly